AAAUAGGUAUACAGAGAGAGUGAAAUUGGGAAGAAGAGGUUGUUGUGGAAAUGGAGGAAACAAAGGGAGUAGUGAAACACUUACUGCUCGCAAAGUUCAAGGACGAUGUCACCCCAGAGAAGAUUGAAGAGCUCAUCAAGGACUAUGCCAACCUAGUCAAUCUUAUCCCACCCAUGAAAGCAUUCCAUUGGGGCACAGAUGUGAGUGCUGAAAACCUGCAUCAAGGCUUCACUCAUGUGUUUGAAUCAACCUUUGAGAGUACAGAGGGCGUUGCAGAAUAUGUAGCUCAUCCUGCUCAUGUUGAAUUUGCAAAUCGGUUCCUUUCCGCUGUAGAGAAACUGGUUGUGAUUGACUAUAAGCCUAUCAGUUAACCUUCCAUUGGGAAAUUGAUGCUCAAUUCACUGUUAGUGCUCUGAUAAAAAUAAGUUUGGUUGUUUCAUCUCAGUUAUUUUAUGAACUUCAAUGAUUCCCUUUGGUGUAUGCACUACAAUGAUUUCAUUUAUGCAUAUCAAUUUGGAUUUGAAAUAUAAAUGUCUACCAUAAAACUUUCAA
Molecule: messenger RNA, 552 nt
Organism: Vigna umbellata (rice bean)
Lineage: Eukaryota; Viridiplantae; Streptophyta; Magnoliopsida; Fabales; Fabaceae
Product: stress-response A/B barrel domain-containing protein HS1-like
Biological process (GO): pollen tube adhesion
Source: RefSeq, a predicted model, not a curated record